Molecule: messenger RNA, 1410 nt
Organism: Sporisorium graminicola
Lineage: Eukaryota; Fungi; Basidiomycota; Ustilaginomycetes; Ustilaginales; Ustilaginaceae
Exons: 4
Coding region: 1-1410 (469 amino acids)
Source: RefSeq, a predicted model, not a curated record
AUGCUUUCGACGCAGCACUUUCGACCCACCGACGCGUACGGCAUGGCCAACACGAUCGGCAGUGAUGCUUCGAGCGAUAGCGGCUUCGACCUGCACGACUUGAUCGAUCUGGGCGCUUCGACGGAUGACGACGUAGUGGCUUGGCAGCUUCCCGUUCUGGCCAUCCCGGCCGUGCCGCCGGUUCGGCGUGCUCGCGAUCAGGUCGCAAUGAUGAAUAUGGCCAAUGAGGGGGAGUCGGAGUACGACCUGGAGGAAGAGAAAGAAGAAGGCGGCGCGGAUGGAGGUGAUAGAGAGCAAACGGUGCGCCAGGCUCCUCACGUGGUUGUUGACAACGAAGACGAGGAAGAUGGGGCGGAGCUCGAGGUUGAGCGUGUAGACAAGCCAGUGAAGCCGGUGAUGAUCGUUGCAGCAACUGCUCAGAAUUCUCAGCAAGGCAGAACGAGUGGAUUGAAGAAGCAGAAGUACGACAAGCUCGGCCAGACUGGCCAGAAGCAGAUGGCGCGAUGCACCUCUCGUGGUCGCGGUCGUGGUGCACUGGGAGGUUCCGCUGGCGCUGCUCGAGGUGGCAGCGGCGUCACCACCCGUCCACCCACCAACAGCAACAGCAACGACACGGUUCAACCGCUCAAGGCUACCACACCGCUCGAAUUCGACACUGCCACCACCUCCUCGACGCCAAGCACACCCCGCGGACAGCCCAAACAAGGCCGAGUCCCCCGCGCUCCCACCACUGUCACAAUCGUCCUCGACACGCCUUCGCCUUCCUCCUCUCCGCCCACCACACCCAGCUCCUCCGGCCAUGGUGGAAGAGACUGUGCGCCAUUCACCACGCGAACCGACACCGCGGAUGCGGACAUGCUCGAAAUCACGACUCCGCCUACGUCGCCUUCUCCCGCUACACCCGCGACUCCGCCCAAGACCCCCAGCAAGCAGAGGAAGCGCAAGACAGCUGACACGGUGUGUGCUUCUUCUUUGACUAUGGUCUCGAAGGGAGGCGGGAGCGGUAGCGGCGGAAUGUCGGGUAUGGUGGUGGUCGGAGGUUCGCCGGUGGUGAAGAAGAAGCGCUUGAACAGACGCAAGCUCGCUCCGGUAGCGGCGCUUGCCGAUGUCGACACUCGCACCGCGCCGACGGCCUCGAACGGGUCGCUCGCUGAAAGCAACACUGUCAGCGCCUCUGCAACCUCUUCGCUGACUGCUACUCCGAGCAAGGCCGCGCGAAAGCCCAAAGCGACCAAAUCGAAGCACUGGACACGACAGGAGAUUAUGUUUCUGUUCCACGAGGCGUUCCACCGGAACCGCACGAUGGACUGGCACAAGGUCGCGCGUGCCGUCGGACGAGAAGCCGCAGACUGCGAGGCAAAGAUGCCCGUACUGAUCACCGAGCUCGAGGCGUUCCUGAGUGAGUGCUGA